This is a messenger RNA of Hemibagrus wyckioides, 3168 nucleotides long. RefSeq names its product aryl hydrocarbon receptor nuclear translocator (gene arnt). Gene Ontology annotation, molecular function: protein dimerization activity; DNA-binding transcription factor activity, RNA polymerase II-specific; RNA polymerase II cis-regulatory region sequence-specific DNA binding. The record is from RefSeq and is a predicted model, not a curated record. The transcript is spliced from 21 exons. Gene Ontology annotation, cellular component: cytoplasm; aryl hydrocarbon receptor complex; transcription regulator complex. Bases 261 to 2492 code for a protein of 743 amino acids. NCBI's taxonomy places the organism in Eukaryota, Metazoa, Chordata, Actinopteri, Siluriformes, Bagridae. Gene Ontology annotation, biological process: regulation of transcription by RNA polymerase II.
CUGGAAGUGCAGCGCCAUCUUAGAUCAACAUGGAGGGGGGUUUAAACGGGAAAACACAAGGAGAUAACUAUUCUUCCGGCUAAUAACACCCUAAAAUGAUUUACUAAAGCAUUUGGUACUAUUGUCUGUUUUUUAAAUAUCCCAGAUUUUGUUUUUUUAAAAAAGUGUAUAAAAUCAAGUCGGGUGAUUUUUGUUUUAAAGCCUACUUUGUUUUUGUUUAUGUGCUAGCCAAGCUAGCUAACCUUCACUUCCAGUCGGCUAUGUCGUCUUCCAAUCCAGACAUGCCUGAUGUGCCUCCUCUGGGAAUGGGGAUGGGAGCCGGAUCUCACGCCAGUGCCGGAGCCAUGGUGCCAAAGGGCAGCAACAAACGAUCGGCCGCCUCCGACUUUGAAGAUGAUGAAGGAGGAAAGCUCUUCAGGUGCGACGACGACACUGGCAACUCUAACGACAAGGAGCGAUUCGCCAGGGAGAACCACAGUGAGAUCGAGCGACGCAGACGCAACAAGAUGACCGCCUACAUCACAGAGUUGUCGGAGAUGGUUCCCACGUGCAGUGCAUUGGCACGGAAACCGGACAAGCUCACCAUUCUGCGCAUGGCCGUGUCUCAUAUGAAGACUCUGAAGGGCAGCGGGAACACUGGCACAGAUGGCACUUACAAGCCAUCUUUCCUCACAGAUCAGGAGUUGAAACACUUGAUACUGGAGGCUGCAGACGGUUUCCUCUUUGUGGUGUCGUGUGAGAGUGGGCGUGUGGUGUAUGUCUCAGACUCGGUCAUGCCGGUGCUGAACCAGACUCAGUCUGAUUGGCUCGGCUCGUCACUGUACGAUCAGCUCCACCCUGAUGAUAAAGACAAACUGAGAGAACAGCUGUCCACCACUGAGAACAACAACAGCGGUCGCAUGCUGGAUCUGAAGACAGGAACAGUGAAGAAGGAGGGAAGCCAGUCGUCCGUGAGAAUGAGCAUGGGGGCGAGACGCUCGUUCAUCUGCAGAAUGAGGUGUGGUACGUGUCCUGUGGAGCCCAUGACCAUGAACAGACUCGGCAUUCUGAAGAGCAGAAACAGGAGUGGCUUGGGUCCUGUCAAAGAUGGAGAGCCCCAGUACGUGGUGGUGCACUGCACAGGAUAUAUCCGAUCCUGGCCUCCUGCAGGCGUUUCUCUGUCUGAAGAAGAGUGUGAAAGCGGACAGGGCAACCGCUACUGCCUUGUUGCCAUCGGGAGGCUGCAGGUGACAUGUUGCCCCAGUGACAACAACAUGAGCACUAUCAGUGUGCCAGUGGAGUUCAUCUCUCGGCACAACUGUCAGGGGACAUUUACCUUCGUGGAUCAUCGCUGCGUGGCUACAGUGGGCUACCAACCACAGGAACUUCUGGGAAAGAACUUUUUAGAAUUGGCUCAUCCUGAAGACCAGGGACUCCUGAGGGACAGCCUCCAGCAGGUGGUCAAGCUCCGGGGUCAGGUCCUGUCCGUGAUGUUUCGCUUCUGCACCAAAUCGGGCGAGUGGAUCCUGAUGCGGACAAGCUCCUUCACCUUCCAGAAUCCAUACUCAGAAGAGAUAGAAUACAUCAUCUGUACCAACACUAAUGUCAAUAAAGCUCCGAAACAGGACUCUCUCUCCCCUCUGUCCUCCCCCAGGGGGGCAUUACCUGCCUCUCUGGGGCAGAACAGCCCCAGCUGCCCCCCAGCCUCCAGCCCGGGGCAGAUAAAACACGCCAGGCAGCUCCAGCAACAGCAGCAGGCUGAGAUGGAGGGAGGAGGGAGAGAGGAAAUCUAUGAGGCUGGACAGGUGACUCUUCCUCAGGUUGCAGUGCCUCCAGUAGGACCAGAUCCUAAUCAUUCUAAGGUUUUGUCCUCCAGUGCACCCCCUACUGGACAGCAGGUUUAUACACCUUCUGCCACAUACAGCGCUAACUCGCGUGCUAAUGAGCCCUUCAGGCAAGCUCCGUCGGCAACCCAGAUGUUGUCGCACAUGUCACGUCAGAGCGCCCCCUCUGGUCUCCCUGUGAACAACAGCAGCCCAGUUCAGACUCAGAACGCAAACCCUGCACCCCCUGCAGCCUGGGCUCAACCACGUGCUCCCUUCAGCACGCAGGCAGGGAAGAGUCAGUCACCCCAAUUUUCAAUGGGAAACUUUAGCGCCGCCCCUUCCUCUUCUGCGUCCUCGUCUUUUGGACAAAUGGGCGGAGCAUCAGCGAAUGUAGCAGCCAACACCACAAAUUACUCUCAGAUGAAUGCCCGCAAUCACCAGUCCACUAACGGAUAUGGUGAUGUGAGCCAGUCAGGGCAGCAGUUCUCCUCCAGACCAGCAGAGGCAGCAGCGUGGCAGCAGUGGCAAAAUCAACCACACACACAAAACUCAGCAGACACACAUCCUCACAUACAGAACAGCCAAUCCGAGAUGUUUACUGAUGUUCUCUCCAUGCUGGAUCCGUCUGCGAACUUUGGCAACGAAGACUUUACCGAAAUGCCCAUGUUCCCUCCAUUUUCUGAGUGAUCCCCUGUAAUCUUCUUUUAGCCUUUUUCUUUCUCUUCUUCUUCUCUAGUUUAUUGAGAAACAAAACAAGGGGAGAUUUGUUGAAACCUUUUAUCUUUUUUUUUUUUUGGUGUAAAAUAAUGUCUUAGUGUAAGAGUUUUCCUCCACGCAGGGAAGUGGCUGUGUUCUAAUAACCACGCACAAGUGCACAAAUCGAGCACGAUCAGUCCAACACACUGAGUUAGGUUUAACCCCGCACGCCCCCGGAAGCACGCACAAACCCAUGCACAUGACCACGCCGAGACGUUUUAGCCCAAAACAAAAGGAAUGUGUCACUGUUGUGAAUCUUCUCUUCCGUAGCAAUAAUUGUUUGAUAUCUUACAAUAUAAUAGUUUUUUUGUUUUUUUUUUAAAUUGGGCGGUCCUUAUCCUGCCUUCCAUAGAGGACUGCCUUUAAAUGCACUGCCUGUAAUGCUACCUACGUAGGACUCCUCCUCCUGAGGUAGUGACGAUAUUUUAACGAGAGAGUAAUUGUUAUAUUGUACAGCCGAUUACGGACACGUGCCUCAGUAAAUUCACACGCAGUUUCCAUAGAAACGAUCAUGUUUUUUCCCCCUAAUUCUUCUGAAAGCAAUUAUUAUUAUUAUCAUCAUUAUUAUCAUCCAUAUGAAAAUGUGUCUUGAACAGAAAAAACACAG